Messenger RNA from Prunus armeniaca (apricot), 771 nucleotides. NCBI's taxonomy places the organism in Eukaryota, Viridiplantae, Streptophyta, Magnoliopsida, Rosales, Rosaceae. The record is from the annotation of a GenBank genome assembly.
AUGAACGCUCAGUACUUACAGUCUGCUGAUCAAGAUCAAGAUCCAGAAGAGUCAAAGUUGGUCUUAAAAACUUUCACGGACUCUAAAGGAGCAACAUUCUGCCUGAAAAAGGAAUUAGAGAUGGCACUUGAUGCUUUCAACAAACUAUAUGUUAGGCUAGCCACACUCAUUAGCGAGUUGGACAUUGGAGGUUGUUCUCAACCAGCAGUUUCUGAUGAGAAGAAUAAUUUUGCUAGUAGCUUCUUAACCAAAGCGCAUGCAACAAUAAAAGAAGCUGAUGUUAUGUUAAAUGCCUUGAUGGAAGCAAAUGAAAAUGCAAAAGAAUUGACUGGCCUGUGGAAGCAAACUGGUGAGGAACUGAUGUUAGAGAAAGCAAGCUUUAUUGAAGAAGUUGAACAUCUCAAAAAUUCAUGUCUCACAGAAGAGCUGAUCCAUAAAAUACCAUGCUUUAACGUUGGAAGUGGUUUCCACUCCAGCAGACAGCAAGAAGGCCUUUCAAUUACAAACAAACAACAAAAAAUGUGGUCAAGUUGUGAGGAUGACAUUGCACUUACUAGUAACAUCUCCAAAGACAAUAAUGAUCAAAGUGGAGUCACAAAUUUGAAAGCUGGUGAGCUCAGUUUGUCCUGUGAUAGUUUGAUGCACGAGAAUUUAUCACUGAAGGAAGAACUGCAACGGAAAGAUGCUCUACUGGAGGGCUUGCAUUUUGAUUUUAGAAUGGUGCAGGAAUCAGCAUCCAACACAAUGGAUAUAAAGGAUGAAACUGAAUAG